Messenger RNA from Closterium sp. Naga37s-1, 786 nucleotides. The record is from the annotation of a GenBank genome assembly. NCBI's taxonomy places the organism in Eukaryota, Viridiplantae, Streptophyta, Zygnematophyceae, Desmidiales, Closteriaceae.
AUGGCGGAAGUAGACGUAGCCGGCCUAAGCGCCGGAACCACGCAUACCGGCGUGACUGGCGGCGGUAGCGUGCCCACUGCGCGACGAUACUCUCUAGGCAUCGUACAGCCUGGCGGCGCGGGGGGAGAUGCCGGCGGCGCGAAGGUUCUGAGCGCAAAGUCGGAGCUUAAAGACGCGCUGACGGCGUUUCAGCAGACGUUCGUCAUGUGCGACGCGACGAAGCCCGACAACCCUAUCAUGUUCGCCAGCGAGGGGUUUUACCAGAUGACGGGGUACACGGCCCAAGAGACUAUCGGCAAGAACUGUCGUUUCCUGCAAGGCGCGGAGACGGACAAGGCGGAGAUUGCGAAGCUGCGCGCGGCAGUGGCGGCGGGGGAGAGCUGGUGCGGGCGACUGCUCAACUACAAGAAGGACGGGUCGCCCUUCUGGAACCUUCUCACCGUGUCGCCCGUCAAGGACGACAACGGGACGGUCGUUAAGUUUAUCGGCAUGCAAGUGGAGGUGACCAAAUACACGGAGGGCGCUAAGGACAAAGAGACCCGCCCCAAUGCGCUUCCCGUCUCGCUUAUUAAAUACGAUGCCCGCCAAAGGGAGGAAGCGGAGAGCACAGUGUCUGAGCUGGUGGCGGAGGUGGGGAACAAGUCGCUGCAGGCGGAAGGGGGGGAGGCGGAGGGCGGAACGCAGCCCCCCAAGGCGGAGGGGGAGGGGUCGGGGGGAGCUGCGGUGGGGGCGGACGGGAAGGGCAGUGAGAGGCGCAAGUCAGGGCUCAUGUCUCUGCUGUCGUGA